Molecule: messenger RNA, 2805 nt
Organism: Fusarium fujikuroi IMI 58289
Lineage: Eukaryota; Fungi; Ascomycota; Sordariomycetes; Hypocreales; Nectriaceae
Product: related to purine utilization positive regulator
Exons: 4
Coding region: 1-2805 (934 amino acids)
Biological process (GO): DNA-templated transcription; positive regulation of transcription by RNA polymerase II
Molecular function (GO): sequence-specific DNA binding; zinc ion binding; DNA-binding transcription factor activity, RNA polymerase II-specific
Source: RefSeq, a predicted model, not a curated record
AUGGACCCAGCAGACAUCUUCCGACAAGGCUUCGGCCAAGUCGCUCCCCGCCAGAAUCCCGUCUUCAUGGGUCACCCUCAACACCAUAUGGUCCAGUUCCAGCAGCAGCCGCCACCUCCGCCAGCUUUCAGGAAACCUGUACAGCAGACCGAAGAAACCUCGGAUGGCGACGGCUCGAGUCACCGCAUUGCCCACACUCUAACUGCUUGCUGCCGUUGCCGACAGAGGAAAACUCGAUGCGAUCCGACUUUGCCCCGCUGUUUGCCGUGUGAAAGAUCCGGAUCGACUUGCGAAUACCUUGAUGCAGCCAAAGGUCGCAAGAUCAACAGGCAUUAUGUUAUUAGGCUACAAGACAAAGUCAGGCAACUCGAGGCGGAGCUUAGCCAAUAUACCGACGACGAAAAUGAGUACCCUACGAGUAAUGAAGAUAUGGUUCGGCCUGGCGGAAUGGUUCGUCUGAAUGGUGGCGAUGAGACCCCUCGAUACCUAGGACCCAGUAGCGGUAUCGCAAUGACUCGUCUUCUUAUGGAGCAAGCGAAAAGAUACACUGAUUCAAAACGCAUCUCAGAUCUCAUCCCCAGUGUCCGCGCCAGACAAGCUCGUAUGCAGUCCAUACAAAUGACGGGGCCUUCGGCAAGGAGAAAGAGUUACCCCAUGAUUAGCCAGCAUCCAGCCGAGAGUUUGCCUACAAGAGCCGUUGCAGAUAAGUUACUGGAGAUCUUUAACCAAAAAGCCCAACUCUUCUGGCCUGUUCUUCACGAAAAGGAUCUUCUACAGGAUCUGGAUGCGGUCUACAAUGGUGACACUGAUCCAUAUCGGCUUUUUAUUGUCAGAAUGCUUGUAGCCAUCAGCUUACAAAAGCUUGACACGCAAUAUGCUGGUUUAGCAGACAGCUACUACUUGGCAGCAAUGCAAUUGUUCGAAGACGUCGUCCGCCCAAAGGAUCUCAAGACAUUGCAAUGUCUUGUGCUUCUUGGAGAAUAUUCGCUUCUCACCCCUACAAGGACGCCGAUCUACUAUGUUAUCGGCCUGGCAGCUAGAAUAUGCCAGCAGGAAGGACUAGCCAGCGAGAAGACUAUUUCUACAGGGUACAACUUGGAUGCCAAAACAAUCGAUAUGAGGAGGCGGAUUAUCUGGACUGUGGCCGCGAUGGAGUAUGGCUUGGCGCACAGUAUGGGCAGGCCCAACAAUUUUGCCACAGGCGACGACCGACUAGACGUCGAAUUCUUCGCAGCAGUCGACGACGACAACAUCACUGACCAGGGCAUCCAGCCAGGCCCUCCCAGCGAGCGCAAGCUUGUUGCUAUUCACUUCUACAGAAUGAGAAUGUGUCAGGCCGAGAUCCGAAGGGCGUUGUAUGAGAAGAAGAAGGAAGAACCAAAGAACGACUCGCACCCUUGGUUUGCAAGGGUUGAGAAGAUGAACAAAGAAUGGCUAGAUGCAUCACCCACAAGCCCCGAUUGGUGCAAGCCCUGGUUCACUGGCAGGUAUCAUCAGAUGAGGAUAUUCAUGUAUAGACCCUCUCCGCAGAUCCCAAAGCCAUCACCUCGCGCCGCGGCGAUUUGUUACGAGAGCGCAGCGUACAUCAUCCAGCUCAAUGCUAAGCAGAUGGGGAGUGGCGCAGAUCUCACAUGGGUUUUCCUUCUGACCGUGAACAUGUCCCUCAACACACUUUUAUGGACUGUUUCGUAUCCAGAGGUGCGUCGAGCGCAUCCCCGCCAUGAGGUUGAAAACCUCGUUCAGACUUCUAUGGAGGUUUUGGAUCGUUGUACAGAAAGAUGGCCUGGGACUGCGUCCGCCUCUCAACUUUACUCCAUUUUCUCGAAAGCUUGUUUACAAGGCUACGAUGAACGCCCAAUGACGGGACAAGCGGCCGGCUUCUUCACCACGCCCCCUUCCUUCGCGGACCCCAACUCGCCCGAAGCCUUCCAGAACCUUCAACAAGUCCAGGCCCCUUAUCAGAACCCACCUCAGUUCAACCAUGUAUUCAACUCCCCACCUGAGGCCAUGAAUGCUUACGCCUUCGAUCCCAACUUCCCUCCACCUCAGCCGAGCUUCAGGUCUAACUCCAUCUUCUUCAACCCUGCGAGCAAUGAACCUACAGGGCGAAGAUUCUCAUACUUCCCACCCGACUUUAUGCAGCCCGGCGAGACCAUGAUGGACGACCCAACACCGCCAGCCACCACGACCCCUGAGCAACAUAUGACAUCGCCUCCGGAUCACAUGUCAGAGCAAUUGCCAACUCCUCCUGACAGCAUUCCGACCGGCAACCUGACAACACCAACCCCUAGCAAUACUUUAUCGCCCUCAAACACCCUGACAGCCCAUCCUACACCUAUUAUGCAGCAUGCCUCGCCAGCUGGAGUUUCUCUGGUGCCCGUGCAGGCGAACGUGUCUCCUCCUAUCAAGAUUGAACAAUCUCAACGUGGGCCCACGUUUGUUGUACCUCAAAACCCACAGGCUGCACCCACCCAAAGGCCUCUACCAACCCCAAGCGGUAUUGGCGAUUGGUUCUCGCCUCCUGCUCCAUUCAUUUCCCCGUACGCUUUCAACAACAUGAGCAACAGUUUUUUCAACGAUUCCAUGGCGAAUCCUGGGAACUAUGGCGAUAUGUCGGGCUCUGGUCUUGGGUUACAGAAUAUCCAAGGCGGGAAUGUCCCUCCCCAGUUUGACUAUGGUUUUGCUAGGCAGGGUAGCCUUACACAGUCUCAGCAGCUUGAGUUGAUGAAUGUGCUUGAGACCGAGGGGAUGGGAGACAUUGAUGCGUUCCUCAACGGAGGGAACAUAUCUAACAGGUGGUAUUAA